This is a messenger RNA of Spirodela intermedia, 2358 nucleotides long. NCBI's taxonomy places the organism in Eukaryota, Viridiplantae, Streptophyta, Magnoliopsida, Alismatales, Araceae. The record is from the annotation of a GenBank genome assembly.
AUGGCGCCGUCUCCUCCGAUUUCCACCAGGUAUGAACCUCUCGCCGUUUUACUCGCCACUUCAGGUGCAGGAGCAGGAGCAGCAGCACCAUUACCUGGUGGAUUGGACAAUUUGCCCGCUGCGAACACCCUCGGUGAUGCCGCAGAGGUUCUUCCUCCUGCCGAGGUUGCAGCAUCUGAGGUUCUUCCUCGUCGCCAUCACCAUCUUCCUGCUCCGCGGCGUGGCUCCGGGGAUCCCUUGGCCAACGUCGAGCAGCUGCAGGUCAAGUUUCUUCGGCUGGCCCAUCGGAUGGGAAUUUCCCCGGGGAAUCGGAUGGUCGCACAGGUCUUGUACAGGCUGCAGCUUGCUGGUGCGAUUCGCUCCGGCGAGGCAGACUCAGAGAGGCCCAGCCUGAAGAUCAGUGAAGCCAGGGACAUGGCGGCGGCGAUGGAGGCGGCGGGCCAAGCCGACUUGGACUUCUCCUUCAAGAUCCUGCUUCUGGGGAAGACCGGCGUGGGCAAGAGCGCCACCAUCAACUCAAUCUUCGAUCAGGAGAUGGCUGAAAUCAGUGCCUUCGAGCCUGCCACACGCCGUAUCAGAGAGAUUGCAGGAACUGUGAAGGGGAUCAGGGUCACGACAAUUGACACGCCGGGCCUCUCGCCCUCUUCUUCCCACAGUAGUCAACGGCACAACAGGAGGGUUAUGCUUUCGAUCAGAAGGUUCAUCAAGCGGUCUCCUCCGGACGUUGUUCUGUACUUUGAUCGACUCAACGGCGCCGGCACCGCCGGUGGCGGCGAUCUUCUUCUGCUGAAGCUCGUCACCGACGUCCUGGGCUCCUCGAUCUGGUUCAACGCCAUCCUGGUCUUUACCCAUUCGUCGGCCGUCUUCGAGGGUCCCUCUGGUUCUCCCGUCAGCCAUGAAUCUCUCCUGAACCAGUGCGCCAAUUUGAUCCAGCAUUGCAUCAAUCAGGCCAUAUCCGACACUCGGCUGGAGAUCCCCGUCUUGUCAGUGGAGAACGACCCUUCUUGCAGAACUAACACGGCUGGGGAGAAGGUCCUCCCCAAUGGGCAACCAUGGCGGCUGGAGUUCCUGCUUCUGUGCGCCUCCAUGAAGGUACUGGUCGAUGCCAAUGCCAUGCUCAGGUUCCAGAACACCAUCCAGGUGGGGCGACGGCGCAACAGCAGGGCUCCUUCCCUGCCGCACCUCCUCUCGUCGCUGCUCCAGCCGCGGCCCACGCCUGGCACUGGUGGCUCCGACGGCUUAUUGGCGGCGGAGGAGCUCGCCGGGGUGGAAGACGAAGGUGACGACUAUGACGAGCUGCCGCCCUUCAGAGCUCUCUCGAGAGCCCAGUUCCAGAAGCUACCCAAGUCCCAGAAGAACGACUACCUCGACGAGCUGGACUACCGCGAGACUCUGUACCUGAAGAAGCAGCUCAAGGAGGAGCUCCGGCGGCGCCGCCGGGGGGCCGAACCUGGCGACGGCGAGGCUCCAGAAGAAGUGGCGGUGGCGGAGACGGCAGUGCCGCUGCCGGACAUGCCCGUCCCCCUGAGCUUUGACCCAAACUGCCCAGUCUACAGGUACCGCUCUCUGGCUCACGACGACCAGUGGCCUGCCGCCCGCCCUGUCUUGGACUCGCAGGGCUGGGACCACGACAUCGGCUUCGACGGGGUCAACGUCGAGGUCUCCGGCGACCUGGGCGGCGCCACCCGAUCGUCCCUCGUCGGGCAGGUCAACAAGGACAAGAAGGACUGCAGCUUCCUUGCCGAAUGCGCCACCAAGUACUCGCCUUUGAGCUGGUGCGACCUCUCGGCGGAGGCUGACUUUCAGACGGCGGGGGAGGAGCCGGUCUUCUUCAACCUCCGGGCGGGGGCCACGGCCAGGGGCCGCCGCAACGCCGCCAGCUGUGGCGUCUCGUUGACUUCCCUUUCUGGGGAGGUCAGUGCCGUCGGGGCCAAGGUGGAGGACUCCGUCCAGGUGGCGAGGAGGUUCAGGGUCUCAGCGAGCUCAGGCUUCGUCCGUGGCCAAGGCGGCGCCGCCGCCUGCGGGGGCGGCCUCGAGGCGACCUUCCUGGGAAGAGACUACCCCGCGAGGGACGACAGGGCGACUUUGGGGUUGACCCUCCUGGCCUUUGACCGGGAGGUCGUCCUUGGCGGCGCCCUCCGGUCAGAUUUCCGGGCCAGCCGGACUACGAGGAUGGCGGUGAACGCCAGCUUGAACAGCCGCAGCCUCGGCCGCCUCUCCUUGAAGACCACUACCUCCCAGGACGUCCAGAUCGCCCUCCUGGGCCUGGCCAUCUCUCUUCUCCAGGGACUCCUCCGGCGAAGGCUCGCCGCCGCCGCCCACCACAGUGGCGACGACGACACUCUGCAAGAAUUCUAG